Molecule: messenger RNA, 1950 nt
Organism: Cinclus cinclus
Lineage: Eukaryota; Metazoa; Chordata; Aves; Passeriformes; Cinclidae
Gene: FKBP9
Product: FKBP prolyl isomerase 9
Exons: 10
Coding region: 1-1755 (584 amino acids)
Molecular function (GO): calcium ion binding; peptidyl-prolyl cis-trans isomerase activity
Source: RefSeq, a predicted model, not a curated record
AUGGCAGGGCCGGCGGCCGUGCGGCGGCGGGGGCCGGGCUGUGGGUCGCUGCUGCUGCUGCUGCCAGCGCUGCUGGAGAGCUGGGCGGCUUGCCAGGCGCCGCCGGUGCCCGCCGCCGAAAUCCCUCCGGAUGGUGCCGGGCUCGGCGUCGAGCGGCGCUUCGUGCCCGAGAGCUGCCCGCGGGCCGUGCGCCCCGGAGACUUCGUGCGCUACCACUACAUCGGCGCCUUCCCCGACGGCACCCGCUUCGACUCCAGCUAUGACAGGGGAUCCACAUUCAACGUGUUUGUGGGCAAAGGUCAGCUUAUUGCUGGGAUGGACCAAGCUCUGGUGGGCAUGUGUGUGAAUGAGCGUCGGUUUGUGAAAAUUCCCCCUAAGCUUGCCUACGGAGCUGAAGGCAUCCCUGGUGUGAUACCCCCCAAUGCUGUGCUCCAUUUCGAUGUGCUCCUGAUAGAUCUGUGGAACUCGGAGGAUGAAGUGCAGGUUCAGACUUACUUCAGGCCUGAGAAGUGUCCUCGGACAGUCCAGGUGUCUGACUUUGUACGGUACCAUUACAAUGGAACAUUCUUAGAUGGGACCCUGUUUGAUUCAAGCCAUAAUCGGAUGAGAACUUAUGAUACCUAUGUGGGAAUUGGAUGGCUGAUUCCUGGUAUGGACCAGGGUCUCUUGGGAAUGUGUGUAGGAGAGAAACGCAUGAUCACAAUACCACCUUUCCUGGCAUAUGGAGAAGAUGGAGAUGGUAAGGAGAUCCCUGGCCAAGCUUCCCUUGUCUUUGAUGUAAUUUUGCUGGAUCUACAUAACCCCAAGGAUGGUAUUACUAUUGAGAACCAGCUCGUGCCCGAAUCCUGUGAGCGGAGAAGUCAGACAGGAGACUUUCUCCGAUACCAUUACAAUGGCACACUUCUAGAUGGAACAUUAUUUGAUUCCAGUUAUUCGCGAAACCAUACAUAUGACACCUAUGUUGGGAAAGGUUAUGUGAUUGCUGGAAUGGAUGAAGGUUUGCUAGGUGUAUGCACUGGUGAAAAAAGAAGAAUAAUAAUCCCCCCUCAUCUUGGAUAUGGAGAAGAAGGGAGAGGAAAGAUUCCAGGAUCUGCAGUGCUGGUCUUUGAUAUCCACGUGGUAGACUUUCACAACCCCUCAGAUUCGGUCAGCAUUACUGUUCACUACAAACCUUCCAACUGCACUGUACUGAGCAAGAAGGGAGAUUACCUGAAAUACCACUACAAUGCUUCACUCCUGGAUGGAACCUUGCUAGACUCCACACACAGCCUUGGCAAGACCUACAACAUAGUUCUGGGAUCUGGUCAGGUGGUGUUGGGGAUGGACAUGGGCCUUCAGGAAAUGUGUGUUGGGGAACGACGGACAGUCGUUAUUCCACCUCACCUUGGUUAUGGAGAAGAUGGAGUUGAAGGAGAAGUGCCUGGUAGUGCUGUAUUAGUUUUCGACAUCGAACUGCUGGAAUUGGUGUCUGGCUUGCCUGAAGGAUACAUGUUUGUAUGGAAUGGGGAAGUCUCUCCCAAUCUUUUUGAAGAAAUAGACCAGAAUCAUGAUGGAGAGGUUAUUUUGGAGGAGUUUUCAGAGUACAUCCAAACUCAAGUUGAUACUGGCAAAGGAAAAUUAGCUCCUGGCUUUGAUUUUGAAAAAAUUGUUAAAAAUAUGUUCACCAAUCAAGACAGGGAUGGAAAUGGUAAAGUUACUGCUGAAGAAUUCAAGUUGAAAGAUCAGGAGGCCAAAGAGGAGCACGAUGAACUGUAAAGAUAAUAAAAAAACCAGGAAUCCUGAGCUGACCUACUGUUCAAACGUGUACGAGAAGGAGAUUUGGCAAGCAUGGUUUUGGAAAGAUAGCCCUCGGAUAGCCUGCGUCUGCCUCUGCUUGGGUGUGGGUUGGGUGUUAAAAUAGGAAGAGCUUUUCAGCUGGAAUUGUUAGAUAUCUCUGAAAAAAGUGUUAAG